CGAACAUCCUUCUCUCUGGAAACAACUACACAAAGAUUGCCCUACUAUUCAAAUACAUGAAUAUUGGAAUGGUGGUCAAUACAACAUUCCACUCAAUCCAGGACACAUACUGUGUGGACUCCAUAAAGAACUUCUGGAAGGGAAAACGGGCAGAGGUCCUUGCACUGCUAAAGGACAAGGACAGUGUGACUGUACUCGGUGAUGGCAGGAUGGAUUCACCAGGGCACUGUGCGCAAUAUUGCACAUACACUACAAUAGAACUCGAGUCCAGAGACAUCAUCCACAUUGAAAACAUAGACAAAAGGGAGACAAAUCGAAACUCCGUGGUGAUGGAGAAGGAAGGCUUCAUCAGAACACUGGAUGCUCUGCUGCUGGAAAUCCCUGUUAAAGAAGUGGUAACAGAUGCUCACAGACAGAUCUCAGCCUUACUAGAUCCAACAAGAGGAAAAUACAAAGACUGGGGUCUGACACACUCUCUGGACAUCUGGCACGCAGCAAAGAACCUGGCCAAAAAAUUGCACGCUGCUGGCUCUGUCAAACUACAGUCAGGGAUCCAUCAGUGGAUGAGACAUAUUGUCAAUCACUUCUGGUACUGCUGUAAACAUGCAGUAACAGAGGAGAAAUUCAAAAUAAUGUGGCAUGGAGUCCUCCACCAUGUAAGAGACAAGAACAGCUGGUCUUUUGGGAGCUGUGACCACGGGCCACUUGAUGAGAACACCAGAGAUAAGCCAUGGAUGGUGCAAAGCUCUCCCUCACAUCAGGCUCUUGUGACCAUCGUCCCUGAUAAACGCUGGCUAAAGGAUGUGAAGAAGUUUACCAACUUUCAGUAAUAAAACUCACAACAUCAGACCUGGAAUCCUUCCAGAAUCACAUCCUUAUGUAUGCAGGAAAGCGCUUUUCAUUCAGCUCACCAGUACGCACCCUUCUAGCAGCAACUGACUACAACUACCACAACAACAGGCCUGCAGCUCAGGACGCUGAUGGCAAUAAAAUG
Messenger RNA from Notolabrus celidotus (New Zealand spotty), 994 nucleotides. RefSeq lists its product as uncharacterized. The record is from RefSeq and is a predicted model, not a curated record. The transcript has 8 exons. NCBI's taxonomy places the organism in Eukaryota, Metazoa, Chordata, Actinopteri, Labriformes, Labridae. The coding region runs from base 57 to 830 and encodes 257 amino acids.